AUGGGCACAGUGCCCCGAACAGGCCGCGGCUGCACAGACAUCCCCAUUUCAAACGCAGGGCCGCCCGUGGCCAUGACCCGCCUGCCCUCUGCCCCUCCCCCACUGCAGAGUGUCUUGGGCCCCUACAUUCUAGGCCUGUUUACAUUCAAACUUGCCCUGGCUGAGUGGGAUCCUGAGCAGUUGGUGGAGGAGGCUGCUCUCUGGUCCUGGACUCGGUUCCCCAGGUGGAACGGCCAAGCGGCUGCGGUCGGAUCUCAGCCUGUGGUGAUGACUUCAGGAGGAGCGUUUCCAGUGCCGGGCCCGCAGGGGACCGUCAACCUUGGCAGCUUCGCGUCAUCUUUCACAGUGCUGCCGUCAGCCCCUCCCGUCCUCGGCCCGCCACACUGGGCCCCCUGGCAGCAGCACCCACCGAACCUCCUGGGCCCAGUGUUGCCCCCAGGAAGCACCCUGGUGCUGCCGGCUUUCCCCAGCACGCCGUUGUUCCUGGCGGCCUCGGGAGGGAAGACCAUCCUGCCCGCCCCUCCUGCCUGGAGCACCCAGGCUAGCGAUGGACGCUGGUCCCUGCACCGUCCACCUCGAGCUGCAGUGCCAGCUGCCCAGCUGGCCUCUGGCGAGCUCCCAGCGAUGGCCAGGCCUCGUCCACCUGGGGCUGCUAGGAACAGCGGCCCGGCCUGCUCGCAGCCCACCGCCUCACCCGGGAACGCCUGCCACCGCACCAGCGUGAACAAAAAGUUCCGGCACUGGCAGCACUGCAAGCCCCUGGCCCGCAGGCACCUGCCCCAGACUCCCGAUGCAGAGGCACUGUCCUGCUUCCUCAUCCCAGUGCUUCGGACCCUGGCCCGCCAGAACCCCACCAUGACCCGGGAGGAGGUCCUGCAGCGGGGCAUGCAGGAGUGGCAUUGUCUAAGCAAGUCAGAGCGCAGCAUCUACUAUGUGAUGGCGGGAAGGUUCAUGGAGUUCGAGGCCGAGGAGGCGAGACACUUUCAGAACGCACAGUGGAUGAAGGCGGCACAGGGCGUACCUCCUCCAGCACCCCUCAGGCCUGUUGCUCGGGUGCCCUCAACCCCAGAGCGGGGCCAGAAGCGAGCUGGCCAUGACCCCCCACGGGAAUGUCCCCGAGCUCGGUACUCCCUGAGCACGCUCAGGGCUGGGGAGGUGCGGCCGGGCCACCCACACUCCUUCCCUGCACCCUCCUCAGCACGCAUCCGCGAGAAGGCCGGCGCCAUGGCCCAGCUCGCCACCGCCCAGCCACCGCGAUGCCGGCGGAGCCCGCACACCGAGGCGCCGAUGGAGAUCCCCCUCGAGGCCGUGACAGAGUUCCUGGAGAUCAUGGAAGGGCUGCUGGGGCCCGGCGGCCCAGCUCAGGGGCUGCCCGGCGGAGAACGUGGGGAAGAUAGCUCCAAGCCGCCACAGGGAGAGGGGGGCCUCUAUCCAGACCCGGGUCUCCUGACCUACAUCAAUGAGCUUUGUGCCCAGGAAGACUUUCUCAACAAGGUGGACGCAGUGCUGCACCCACGCUUCCUGGCGGAGUUGCCCUGCCCGGAAGCCCAGCUGGAUCUCUUGGCCCUCGCUGAGGAGCUGCAGCAGGAGGAAGGACUGUCCUUGGCACAGCUGGAGCAGAAGCGACUCCUGGAACUGAAGCAGGAGGAGGGUGUGCGGGGCCCCCCGAGUCACGGCACACCCCGAGCGGACUCAAGGCCUUCUGGCCCUGUGGCCAGCCAGGAUCCCCAGAGGCACAGCCACGGCCCCCAGGUAGGGGCCAGCGACCAAGCCUUCCCACCAGAGGCUGGUUGCGGGCAGCGCCAGGCGCACAGCCGAGGAGAUGCUGGUGUGUCCGGGCCCAAAGCCUUCGCUGCCUCUCCAGGACGCCAGGAGCCCCCUCCCAUGAAGCCUGGCUGGCGGCCCCCUGCCCCCCAGGCUUGGUGCCACACUUCCCCCAGCCUGGGGCCCAGACUCGCCACUGCUCCGGGAGAGACCUGUCCUGCUCGGGAGCCCCUGGGGCCCACGGGCAGGCCCAGUGAGAGCGAGGAGGAGCUCCCCAGCCUGGCCUUCCUCCUGGCCUCUCAGCACACGCUGCCAUCCUGGGGACUGCCCCAGAGUCCUACUCCGGGCUCAGACCUCCUCCGCCGUGGAGUACCCCAGGCCCGCUCUCCCCACAAGCCGGGCCUCAGCCCCGCUGGCCCUCCAGCUGGCAAGGCCAGCAGUCGGGCCCCGCGUGCAGGCCCAGCCCCUGCUGGGAAGACACCCCUGCCAGGGGCCAUCCUCAGGGUCGCUGGGGCUCCAGCGUUGGCUCUGGGGCUGGGCCGCCCCUCCCAGCCCCAGAAGAGAAGGGGGGACCCUUUCAUCACAGGGAAGGGUAGGAAGCGGCCCUGCAGCCAGGAGGGAGGAGCCGGCCCUCCAGGGCAGCUUCGGGCUCCUCCACAUCCCAGUCCUGAUCCUGGCUGCUAUGGCUCCCGAGAGCCCACCACCCCCAUAAAUCCCCCGCCCCACCCCUGCUCUCCUGGAGGCCGCUUUUGGGAGUCCCCAGGACACAGCGUCAUCACAGGACCCCAGUCGUCUAAGGAUGGCCGCUGCUUUGGCCCUGUGCCCUCUGCAGCACCAGCCCACUUUCUGGACAGAGCCUGCAGACAGCAGUUGUCCAGAGGGGGGCCCUCCCUUUCUCGCUGA
This is a messenger RNA of Manis pentadactyla (Chinese pangolin), 2667 nucleotides long. Its product is annotated as NUT family member 2G-like. Lineage: Eukaryota; Metazoa; Chordata; Mammalia; Pholidota; Manidae. The transcript has 10 exons. The coding region runs from base 1 to 2667 and encodes 888 amino acids. The record is from RefSeq and is a predicted model, not a curated record.